AUGCUACCAGGUCUAAGAUUAACGACGAGGUCGAAAUCCCCCGUUCGUGGGCUGUCGCCCAGAUUCAAGGUAGUGACGGGAAGUUUCUUCAAGGAGACUGCAGACACCCCGACAGGUUUGAGCGUUCAACGACGCAAUGGUCGUAUCGUCAUUAGUGACAUUGAGGAAAACAGUUUGGCGGCCAAGAACACCCCCCUUCGAGUUGGUUUGGAGAUCAACACCAUCAAGAACAUCCCCGUGGGAAAUUUCAGCACAUCCCAAGUCACCAACAUGUUGAAUGGCGCUGAAGGCCUCGUGACAAUCACAGCUGCCGCACCCGGCACGGCACCCGAAAAGUCCACAAUCGUUACCGGAGCCCUUGUCAAGGAGAGUGCCGCUACAAAGACUGGUGUUGGUAUGCGGAAGAACGGAACCAAGAUUAUCAUUUCUAGCAUUGCUGCCGACAGCAUGGCUGCAACCAACACGUCCUUGAAACCCGGUAUGUGGAUCUACAGCAUCAACAACAAGCCCGUUGAAGGUCUGUCUUGCGAAAGUGCUGCCAAGCUCCUCAUGGAUGCCGAGGGUUUAGUCACUUUGACGGCUAUUACCGUCUAA
Molecule: messenger RNA, 594 nt
Organism: Seminavis robusta
Lineage: Eukaryota; Bacillariophyta; Bacillariophyceae; Naviculales; Naviculaceae
Source: the annotation of a GenBank genome assembly